Messenger RNA from Danaus chrysippus (African queen), 1941 nucleotides. The record is from the annotation of a GenBank genome assembly. NCBI's taxonomy places the organism in Eukaryota, Metazoa, Arthropoda, Insecta, Lepidoptera, Nymphalidae.
AUGGAGAACGACAAAGAGAAUGUUGUCCAGGCAGUGGUCGUUAUGGAUUUAUUCAAUAAUAAUUUUCUUCCAAUAAACAGUGAAAAACCGAUGGGACUUUUACCAAUAGCUGGGAUACCUCUUAUUGAUUAUACUCUGGAAUCAUUAUUUCUUGGAGGUGUUGGUGAAGCUUUAUUAUUUUGUUGCCAAGAUGGAAACAAAAUAAAAGAUCACAUAAAGAAAUGUAAAGAAGAAAAAGCAUUAUGGAGUACAACAAUGGAAGUUCAAGUAGUUAUGUCGGACACUUGUCAAACAAUGGGUGAUGUUAUGAGAGAAAUAGACGCCGCUGGACUAGUCAGAGGACAUUUUGUUCUUUUAGGUGUUAAUUCUAUCACCAAUAUGAAUUUUGCUACGCUGCUAGAAAAACAUAAGCAAACCUGUAAAAAAGACAAAGGGGCAGCAAUGACAAUAGUUUACAAGGAGGUUGCAUGGGAGCAUCCUUUAAUUAAUAACGACAAUUCAGUGCUACUAGCGGCAGAUGGAAACACACAUAAAAUAUUGAUGCAUGAAAAGCACAAGCCUAAAUCAAAGAAAACAACCAUUUCUUUACCCUUAGAGUGUGUAUUAAAUCAUUCCGAGGUGCAGUUGCAUCAUAAUUUGGUAGAUCCAGGUAUUGCGUUAUGCUCUCCUUCAGUUCCGCCUCUGUUUUCUGAUAAUUUUGAUUUCCAAAAUAGAAAUGAUUUUAUUUAUGGCAUCUUGAUUAAUGAGGAUAUUUUGGCAAGUUCUUUAUAUUACACCGUGUUGGGUGAAAAACAAUAUGCAGCAGCUAUUACCAAUUGGAAAACUUAUCAAACAGUGUGUUGGGACAUACUACAUAACUGGGUUUAUCCAUUAUCUAUUGAAACUGGAUCGUUUUAUCAGAACACAUAUCUCUCGAUGGGAAAUCACAAUUUCAGGAAAACCGAUUCUACUUUAAGCAGAUCCUGUUCAUUACUGGGUGAUGUAUUAAUUGGCGAGAAAAGUCAUAUUAGUGAUAUGACAAAAAUAUCAAAAUCAAUAAUUGGGAAUAAUUGUAUAAUCGGAAAAGAGGUUGUUAUCCAAGGCAGUCAUCUUAUGGAUAAUAUUAUAGUUAAAGAUAAUACAAGGAUAAUAAAUUCAUUCAUUGAUGAGGGUUGUGUGAUUGAGGAAAACUGCAAUUUAGAGGGUGUUAUUGCUUCUAAUAAAAUAUGUGUUAAAUCAGGAAGCAUACUGAAAGGAAACAUUCUUGGUGAUGAACAAUCUGAAGAUGAUAGAAAACCGUCUAAAUCCACAUUAGAAAGUGGUACAGAAUGGGAAAAUGAAUCAUCGAGGGAGGGAGACGAUGAGUUUAUUGGGUUCGAGAAGGAUUGGAGUGCAAGUGAUUCCUGUUAUUCAUCUGAGAGUAGCGUUGAAUCUCUAUCAGAUUCACCUAUACCUGAAGAUACUAAUAUCUUCCUUCAAGAGGUAAUAGAUAGUUUAGCAAGGGGCUAUGACGACAAACUUAAAUGUGAUUUCCUUAUAUUGGAGAUCAACUCAUCGAGAUAUGCAUACAACAUACAGUUGCAUGAAGUCAACUUUUUUGUUGUGAGGGCACUACUUAGCUUGCCUGUUUUGGCUGAGAGUAAGAGUGUACUCAAUUCCGUGAAAGACACAAUCAAAUUCUUCCGACCUGUACUGGCAAAUUAUAUUAAAACAAAAUCAUCAAUAAUGGACUGUUUAAAGGCUGUAGAGGAAAGUUGCCUUAAAAAUGAAUGGCUAGAUGGAAAGGCGGGGCAGGUUAUACAUUUGUUAUAUGAAGCAGAUGUUGUGGACGAGGACUCUUUACUUGAAUGGUUUGAGGAUUUGAAAGAAAAUGAGAGCCCGCUUGUGAAUCAAACAUCAGUUGUCAAAUUUUUCGAUUGGCUCCAAGAAGCUAGUGAAGAAAGUGAUGAUUCUGAUGAAUAA